This is a messenger RNA of Indicator indicator, 943 nucleotides long. RefSeq names its product EBNA1 binding protein 2 (gene EBNA1BP2). The transcript has 9 exons. The record is from RefSeq and is a predicted model, not a curated record. NCBI's taxonomy places the organism in Eukaryota, Metazoa, Chordata, Aves, Piciformes, Indicatoridae. The coding region runs from base 1 to 912 and encodes 303 amino acids. Gene Ontology annotation, cellular component: preribosome, large subunit precursor; nuclear periphery; nucleolus. Gene Ontology annotation, biological process: rRNA processing; ribosomal large subunit biogenesis.
AUGGCGCGGCGCGGGUCUGUCUCCGACUUUAGCACGGACUCCGGCUCGGAAGACUCCUCUCUCUCGGACUCGGAGCUCCAGGAGGCCUUCUCGAGGGGCGCGCUGAAGCCGGGGCUCAACGUGGUGCUGGAGGAGCGUCCGAAGCGACACAACGACGUGAACGGCUUGAAGCGGUGCCUGUCCGAGUUUAAGCAGCAGCUGGCUUGGGUGGAAAGGCUGGAUGUGACUUUGGGCCAGGUCUCGGACCCCAUCGCACAGAGUGCUUCUAACAAAGAUGCUGUUGAUCCUGAGAAUGAUUUCCAGAGAGAGAUGAGCUUUUACCGACAGGCUCAGGCAGCAGUCCUGGAAGCCCUACCAAGGCUGCGUAAGCUCCAAGUUCCUACUAGAAGACCAGAUGACUACUUUGCAGAGAUGGCCAAAUCAGACCAACAGAUGCAGAAGAUUCGACAGAAGCUCAAGAGUAAACAGGAAGCAAUGGAGAGGUCUGAGAGAGCAAAACAGCUCCGUGCAAUGAGAAAAUACGGCAAGAAGGUGCAAAACGAGAUUCUGCAGAGGAGACAAAAGGAGAAAAAAAAUAUGUUGAAUGCAGUCAAGAAAUACCAGAAAGGUCUCUCUGACAAGCUGGAUUUUCUAGAUGAAGAGCAGACAUCAUCUCAGGGGAAUAAAAAAGGCAAUGCAAGUCAACAGAUAAAGAAGGGACCAAAUGCUAAAAGACGAUACAAGAAUCAGAAGUUUGGUUUUGGUGGGAAGAAGAAGGGCUCAAAGUGGAACACAAAGGAGAGUUUUAAUGAUGUAUCCAGCUUUCGAUCAAAAAUUGCUCACAACAAAGGCCCAAGAAAAGGAGGAAAGAAGGCUCUCAAUAAGAGACCUGGAAAGAGAGCAAGACAGAAAAUGAAGAGCCGAGCACGAUAAGAGGACUGUGCUCCUCAGCGGGGUUCCUGUG